This is a messenger RNA of Strongylocentrotus purpuratus (purple sea urchin), 3357 nucleotides long. RefSeq names its product probable beta-tubulin polyglutamylase. Gene Ontology annotation, biological process: protein modification process. The transcript has 13 exons. The record is from RefSeq and is a predicted model, not a curated record. Bases 12 to 3230 code for a protein of 1072 amino acids. NCBI's taxonomy places the organism in Eukaryota, Metazoa, Echinodermata, Echinoidea, Camarodonta, Strongylocentrotidae.
AGUUUAGACAGAUGGAACUGAUUCGAGAGAGGGAGCUAUUAGGAAAGAAAGACCAUGAGCGAAUGUGGGCCCUUCGAAUGAGGUUCUUGGACCAGUGUAAACAUUACUUUGGUGUACCGUAUGCCAAGCGGUACCAAACCAAAGGAACUCCAGAGUACGACGCCCCAUUCUUCUUAGACUGCUGUGGUCUGGUGAGGCGGGUCUUGAUGGAUUUGAAAGAAGAUUUUGGUUUUAAGGUUGACAGCUGGAACCAAGCCUAUCAGUAUGACAUCCUACCUAUCACCAUCACAGAAGAAGAGAUGAAACCUGGUGACUUAGUCUUUAUCUCAGGCACCUACUUCAAUAAGAAAUCUAAGAAGCAGAAGCAUGACAUGGUGCACGUGGAAGUGUGGUUAGGUGAUGGACCCAAGACCAUCGGAGCACGCUGGCAGAAGGGCAAGGUUCAAGUCUUUGAUUCCUACCGCUUUGUUUCCAAGUCCUAUCACAAUAUGGUCUACCACUUCAAGUCCAUUGAUACAUGGCUACAAGGCAUCUGUAGAAGCUACUGCGAUGAGCACCCAUGGACGAGAACCAAAUACAAACCAGGCAAGAAAUCAAUCUUCUCUCUACAAAGGAAGCAGAAAGGAGAGGAGGAAGAGGAACUUGAAGAAGCCGCGGAUGCUAGUGAUGCGGACGAGGAACAAGAACCAAAUGAUGCAGAAGAGGAGGAGAUGGAGAGAGAGGAGAAGAGAGACAAGCAGGGGGAUGUAGAUGGAUCUGACAGAGAGGAGGUUAGGCUACGGACUAAAAUGAGUAAAGACCAAGAACAGACGGUAGAAGAAGCUAUGGUCAAGCUGAGCGUGGAAACAAGUGGACCUAGCAUCGAUUGUCAUGGCAACCAUGAAGAGAUGGAGAAUGACCUGACCUCCCUCGACGAGGAGUUUCCUCCUGAGCUUGAGCAAGGAGACGGUGAGGAUAAAAGAGAUGAUAAUGAUUAUAUUGAUGGUAACUAUGACGAUGCAUUGGGUUAUGAAGGUGCUUAUUACCGGACUGAUGCCCAAAUAGAGGAUAGUUUACGCGAAGAUAACCAGCACAAAGAUGAAGGUGAACCCUCACCACCUGCACCAGCGGACACCAAGACAAUGAGCGAACCUUCAGAAUCCUUCAAUACCUUAAAUAAUCCAAACUCCAACAACAAUAACAGCAAUAACGAUGCCGAUUGGGGUUGCUAUGACAACAACCCAAACAGCAAGGAGGGAGAUGGAGGCAAAGGAGGGUCUACUUCCUGCCCUUCUGGUGAGGCAGGUGGUUUGGGAAGAGGAGAAAAUGGAAGCAAGACGGGCAAGGACUCUUCAAAGUCCAAGGAGAAGAAAGACGGGAAGAAUGGAGACAGAGGAGGAGGAGGGGGAGGAGGGGGACGGGAGAGGAAGAGUCCCGGGGAUACCAGCGGGAGGAAGUCUGUCAUGCAGGUGGAUACAUCACCAACGUUCUACAUUGGUGGAAACAAUGGAGUAUCAUUGAUCGAGGGAGCAUUAGUGACGAAAGGUUGGCGUAGAAUGACGGAGAAGCAUAGCAAUCAGUUCAGGUUGAAGUGGGUAGAGCUUCGGAGUAGCAUCAACUUCAACGCUUUCAAACCAGGUGAACAACUUGUGAACCGCAUCCCAAACAGUGGUGGUAUCCUCGGAACCAAGACUGGUCUCUUCAACACUCUGAGGGAGUACGAGAGGGUGUGUGACAGGACCAGAGGAGGGGGUAGAUCUAAGUAUGGUCUCAAAAUAGACGAGUUCUUCCCAGAAUCCUAUAUCUUGGACUUGAAACCUGAUAGAGAUGUUUUCUUACAGACUUUCAAAGAGGGAGAGAUUUGGAUCAGCAAGCCCAACGGUAUGAACCAAGGUAAAGGCAUCUAUCUGGUGAGAGACAUAAGUCAGCUUCAGGAGAGGUAUCGACAACGAGAAGAAGAAGCUACCUCUAGUAAGGCCAUGCAGAGGAGGACCAGAGGACAAGGAACAGGACAGAGACUUAUCCAAAGGUACAUUCCUAACCCCCUGCUCUUGAAGAACAAGAAGUUUGAUGUGCGAGCCUACAUGCUGAUUGCCUGUACCAAUCCCUACAUUGUUCUCUACCACAAUGGAUAUCUUCGUCUAUCAUGUGAGGACUAUGAUCCUGAGAGUACUGAUAUCUCUACACAUCUUACCAAUCAGUUUGUUCAGAAGAAAAACCCUAACUAUCAGGAUAUCAAGGAAGACACCGUAUGGAGCAUGGAUGCAUUCAGUGACCAUGUCAAUCAACAUCUGGCUGAAGAUAAAGGCCUUCCUAAGGAUUGGGUCAAAGGAUUCUUCCAGAAACGAAUGUGUCAGAUCAUGAGCCAGUGCUUCCUUGCAGCUAAGAACAAACUUGAUACAUCUCUAGGAUACUUUGACCUUCUUGGCUUUGACUUUCUCCUUGACACUGAUAUGAAGAUAUGGUUGUUAGAGAUUAAUGUGAAUCCAGCUCUGCAUACAAACUGUGAGGUUCUUAAGGAACUCCUACCAGGAGUGGUUGAUGAAACAUUAGAUAUUGUGAUUGAGAUCCAAGAGAAAGUCAAACGGAAGCAACCCAUAAUGCCUCUGUCCAAGCGACGUCAAUACCAGCUCCUCUAUGAUGAUACCUCAGGUGGAAGCGUACCCAGCAUGCGACCUCCGACCCGCAAGGCCAUGCCUAGCAGCACCUCGACUAACGAGGGCAGCACAACCUCCAGAUCAGCUCGUAGUUCAGUCAGCCCACAGAGAGCUAUCUCCAAGGCCAAGUCGUUACCAAGGCAGGUCAUGUUUUCACCAAGACAGGUCGGCAAUGCUACAUCGAGACAGGUCAGCAAUACCACGCCGAGACAAGUCGGCAAUUCCACACCGAGACAGGUCGGCAAUUCCACACCGAGACAAGCUGGCAAUACCACACCUAGGCAAGUCGGCAAUGCCACACCCAGACAGGUCGGCAAUGCCACACCCAGACAGGUCGGCAAUACCACACCAAGACAGACUGUGACAUCACCCAGACAGACAUCGACUAUUCCACCAAUUGUCACGAUGCCAAACAGAGGACCACCGCUACUUCAUGGAGGACAGCUACCGGUGGUGAAGCUCACGUUAAGAAAGAAUGUUACCCCUCUGGCUCCUCCUGUUGUUACGAUGCACCAAGGGGGCGCUGUUUCACUGAAGAAGAGCGAGACUGAAGUGACGGAGGCAACAUCCAAAGUGAAGUCCAUCAAGUUGUGAAUAUAUGAAUCAUGUCUCUUAGAAUGUUAUUUAACCCAUUGGCUACUGCAACCGGAUGGUCCCUUUGUUACGUCUAUGAGAAUGAGGAAAUUCAGUAGGCAAGGGGUUAAUCAUAUCAAGGGGUUAU